UAGGUGGGCUACAUUGUCAUGAUCGAUCCUUCUACUGGGGUUAGAACUAAUUUAUUGAGAAUGAGAGGUGCUGGUGUCGUAGGUAUCUACCACCCUUUGAUUGAUGAGAACCUUGUGAAGAUUCUUCAUGGGAGGAAUAAGAAGGUGUAUGCCUGGACAGUUGAUGAUGCAGUCUCCCUGCAGAGAAUGUUGUUGGAGAAAGUAGAUGCUAUUGUCACAAGCAACCCCACUUUACUUCAGAGUCUCAUGCAAGACACCAAGACUAAAUGUCUUGAGGAGGGUUUUUCUUUGUUACAAUGAGAAUUGAAAAGUUUUUAAACGAUUGAACUUGUACA
This is a messenger RNA of Cornus florida, 335 nucleotides long. Its product is annotated as glycerophosphodiester phosphodiesterase GDPD4-like. The transcript has 2 exons. NCBI's taxonomy places the organism in Eukaryota, Viridiplantae, Streptophyta, Magnoliopsida, Cornales, Cornaceae. Bases 19 to 300 code for a protein of 93 amino acids. Gene Ontology annotation, molecular function: phosphoric diester hydrolase activity. The record is from RefSeq and is a predicted model, not a curated record. Gene Ontology annotation, biological process: lipid metabolic process.